Bufo bufo (common toad) is the source of this 4339-nucleotide messenger RNA. RefSeq names its product PHD finger protein 13 (gene PHF13). The record is from RefSeq and is a predicted model, not a curated record. The coding region runs from base 417 to 1382 and encodes 321 amino acids. NCBI's taxonomy places the organism in Eukaryota, Metazoa, Chordata, Amphibia, Anura, Bufonidae. The transcript is spliced from 4 exons.
UGAGAAGAGAGCAAAGAAAACGAGAUAUCCAUUGAAAGCUGGAGGAGUUGGCGGGGGCUGUUGCACAGUGCGAGCUUCUUUUUUUGGGGGGUGGCAGCAGGCAGUUUGGGAUUCGGUGUGGGGGGCGGUUUUGCCUCUUUGGUUAUAUGUCGCUGGCUCGGUGUGAAGAUAUGAUCUGACUCAGCCCUGAGGACGGUUUGGAGAGAGCUUGGAUGUGCCUGGGCAGGACACCUGACCCUCCCUCGGAUUGCACCCCAACUUUUGCAGGAAGACCCCCGACAGAUUAAAGGGGUGAAUCCCCCCCCCCCCCCAUCCCUUGACCGACACAUUCCCUGGAUCACCUACCUUUUGUAGAUCACCCCCCUCCCCCCUGGACUGCCUCUCCUGGUUCCUUUGCCCCCCCACAGCCCCCACUCAUGGAUACUGCAUCAUCCUCAACUUUUGAUUCAGAGGAUGGAACACCAAACUACAGACGGAGGAGGACUGUGGAGGACUUCAAUAAGUUCUGUACGUUUGUGCUGGCAUAUGCAGGAUACAUACCAUACCCAGAAGAGUCUCCUCAGGAGUCCCCUCUUAGAGCUGGCUCCAGCCCUCCAAACAGCACCGGAAGCACCGUAGACAGCGAUAGCUGGGAUUCCAGAUUCCAUGACGUCUCCUCGGCUGGGGUUUUGCCGAUCAAAAAGCGAAGAAGCUUUGGGGAGCUAAAACAUGACUGCUCCUACCCCUCCAUGCUGAAGCACUCCAAGCUCAGCAGCUUCCUCUUGGACCGGAAGAAACUGGACAAAAUAAAGAAAAAGAAAAAGAUGAAGAAAAAGGAGCAACAAGUCGCAAAAGAGGAAGAAUACAUGAAAGCCAUCAUAAAAAUAGAGCCAGAGGACUCAUCGCCGGAAGAGAGCAUGCCCGCUCCAGUCCUAGACCAUGCACUGGACCUAAAAAUGUCCCUAAAGCAAGAGACCCCAGACCCAGUAUUUGAGAGUUGUAAUAAUAGUAUGGACAGUGCCUCCAUCACCAUGACCUCUGACGACGCAGAGGAAAUAAAGACUGAGUACUCAGAGGUGAACCUGGGCAAGCGAACGGUCAUACGGCAGGGAAAGCAGGUGGUGUUCCGGGACGAAGACGGCACAGGGAAUGAUGAGGACAUCAUGGUGGAUUCAGAUGACGAAUCUUGGCAUCUUGUCACUUGUUUCUGCAUGAAGCCAUUCGCUGGCCGGCCGAUGAUCGAGUGCAACGAAUGCAAUACCUGGAUUCACCUGUCCUGUGCCAAAAUCCGCAAGUCCAAUGUUCCAGAAAUCUACGUUUGCCAAAAGUGCCGAGACACCAAAUUUGACAUCCGACGAUCAAACCGCUCACGUAUGGGAUGUAGGAAGCUGUUCUUGGACUGAAAAAAAAAAAAAAAACUAAUAGCUGAACAGCCAUUGUGUGCACAGGGACGCAGCGAAAGAAGCACACAGGACUGCACUACUGCGCAGAUAAAACCAGUAUCGUUUCAAUAAACUACAUUUGUUUUCCGUGGAUGCGCACAUUGACAGACUAGCAACUAAUAUUUUUAUGUUGGCCAUCUUUGCCUGCGUGAAAUCUGGCCACAGGAACUGUUUUAUUGCGACAAGAGUUCUCGUGAACACCUGGCAGCACUGGGGUUAAAUGUCCACAUAGCAACUUUUAGCCCUUUCCUGGCGAGACCAAAAUAAUAAUAAAAAAAAAUUGUUAAAAAUUGAAAGUUUAUCUAAAUGCUGCAGUUUGACAGUAAUAUUUUUCUAGUUCUAAAAUUCUUUCAGUAUGAAAGACUUAGGUGGAAGUUGAAGUUGUUUUUACAUUUAGUUUUUUUUUUUUUUGGCUCCUACACACACAGGCCGGAUUGUUGUACAGAAAUAUAAAACAUUUCAAUAAAUGUUAUUUUCCCUCAUAGGUGGUCAGUUAUAUUUACAGAUUUUUUUUAUUUUUUAUUUAAUUUUUAAAUAUUUUUUAUUUUUUUUUGUAAAUGUUUUGGAGGUUUAUCAUCUUAGAAGGCUAAAUUCACCUUCCAUGUUAAAGGGUUUCUCCAGGCUUUUAAACAAAUCCGGCAACCUUCUGAUCUGUUGUUGGAAGGUCAGUACUUAGCCAUCCAUUAGGCCACCGAUUCCCCAGUCUCCUCUGUGUGCUCAUACUGGCUGCAGGCUCUUCUGCUCACGUCCCGACUGGAUAUGUUCCAUUUACAGUAUGCAACUGAACAGAGAGACUCAGGGAACAGAUCCAGUCUGAGCUCAGCAGAAUCGGAAGCCCGAUGGAGGUGUCGGUACUGACCAGACUGUCUUCCCUCAACAGGUCAGAAGGCUGGCAAAUUUUUAAACAUAAUAAAUGUCACACAUACACCUGGAAAUAUAUCUACCUCUGUCCAUUAUAUUUCAUUCACAGAAGGUGUUAAGAGAAAGGGUAUUGGGGGGAGGGGAAUAGUGACGUUAAAUACGUUCUUAAUUCCAAUCCUUCUUUUCAGUAGCGGCAGGCACUUUUCCUGCUAGACCAUCACUUGCCAUCCACCAUUUUUUGCCAUCAGUUGACAUCCUUUCAGUCACCAUGGACUGGAUGUCCAGUAACUUCUAAAGGCUAAUGUUGUCCCGAGGAAAUUCCUCUCCUUGACGGUGAAAAAUCUGUCAAAACAGAAAAAAAAUAAAAAUGUACAAAUUAACAAUUUUAAGGGACAAUUUAAACUAUGGCUGUAGGUGCCAUUUUCUUUGUGAAAUCUCUGACACACUCGUAUCUGAGAUAUGACCACAAAAUGGCCGACAUCUACUGAGAACUCCUGCAGUUGUCCUAGAAGUGUUGCAUUCCCACAAACCUGAGACGGAUAAUACAUAACCAAUAGAAAUUGAACUACUGUUCCCAGCACAAUAUGGGGGGGGGGGGGGGGGGAUAUACUAGGAUUUUUUGUCCCAUAUACCUAAUGACAUGAGCCUGGAUUAAUAAAAGAACACGUGGGUUAUAUUCUAGGAACUAAACCAGACCACCAUCGUUACGCAGAGGCGGAAUGGCAGUCAUAUUACACAAUUUACAUUUAAUUGACUGAACCUUUGAUAUUUGGCACAAGUAUUGUGGUGUGAGUAGCAGCCAGUGAGAUUCAGUCUAGUAGUACAAGGUAAAAGGAACACAUUUGAUUAGUUGUUGUAGUUGACAAUUGAAUUUUUUUUAUUUUUUUGGAAUGUCACAGAAAAUGUAACUACUUUCCUUUUUUUUUUUUUUCCCCCCACUUUAUAAAUAAUAAGGCAAUAAGCGGAUAUUUUUUUUUUUAUCCCGACUUGUAUAAAAUGGUGUACAGUCUCCCUAUUGGCUAAUAGAAGGAAAGUUAGCCGCAGCUGCUGCUGCAGAACAGCUCAGUUAUGCAAAAACUUUUAAUUGCUUUGCCAUUUAAACCCUUUGCUGCCAUUUUUUUUUUUUUUUUUUAGCCAACUAUGACACCAUUUUUUUCCCAUCACUAUUAUUGGACAAUUUUUAAUUUUUUUUGAAGACUUAAAGUAUGUACUUCAAAGUAAGAGCAUUAUGUGAAAUUUUAAACCCGUUCUUUUUAAAAAAGAGACCAAAACAAGGUUGUGAACUAUAAGGUAAUUGUCUUCUACACACAUCUUUGUGUAUAUUUGUCUGCCUAUUGUGUGGAAACGGUAAUGUGUCCUAAUGUUUUAUUUUCUGUAAGGCUACAGAGGGGCUUGUAUAUCAUCACAAGUUCGUAGAAACAACGCCCCUAACUAUAGAAAUUAGAUUUUUUUUUUUUUUUUUUUUUUAAAUGGUCUCGUAACCAAACACUGAAAACUAUUGUAACAUUGGUACUAAACCGCCCUACUUUAUCCUACAUUCAUUUGUACAAUGGCACUAUCUAAAGUCUGCAUCUUUGGCACAGUUUUAUGGGGUUAGUCUUACUUGUCAGUUGUGCACUUAUUUUAUUUUAUUUGUUUUCUUACAUGUUCACUUAUUACUUUCAAAGCAACAGAGCCAAUAGCACCCAGUGUACAUGAAUAUAUUUCCAAGUCAGAAGAGAUUGUCUGUCUAGAAAACUUUACUUUUUUUUUGAAAAUAAUUACCGUACAUAGAUGAUUAUUAUUUUUUUUUUUAUUGGAGUGUGCUGGUCAUGACUUGCUCAUUUCUGUCUUUUAGGGUGUUUGGUCUUGCAUUGUUUAAAGUUACUCUCAGUAAUAUUCCCGAUAGCGACAUUGGAGGUAUUUGUAUAUAUAAAUAUAUCUAUCUCGGUUUUGUUUUUUUGUUCAAUAAGACUGAGAGAAACAUUGAACAUGCUUCAUAGAGCACAGACUGGAAAACAUUGUGAUGUACAAGACUUGUGUAUUUGCAAGGAAGAUGUUUCUGUGAAACUCUGUAC